GCAGUCUGACAAAAUGUACCCAUAAUCGUACCCAGGGGUACACACAGGGUUACAGCAGUUUUGACUUUGACAACCGCAAAAAUCGCGACGAUGCUUCCAGGUCCAUGGCGCCAGCAAUUGCGCGCACUGCAGCGUCAAGGCCAGCGUCACCGUGCUCGUGUCCCAUUGGCUUCACUUCGCUCUCUUUCUUCUGCUUCAUCGGGCUCUAACGGUGAUGCAGAGUUCGCUCUGGGGGUUAAGUAUCUGCUGGGCAAAGCCGAAGGUGCCGGUGAUGUGGGCAGUGCCGCGUCGGUGCACGGAGCCGUGCUACAUUGGACGAACGCAGCGGAGAUGGGCCACAUACGUGCACAAGGCGCACUGGGCAGUUUGUAUCUCAAGGGUCACGCUGGAAUUCCGCGCAAUGUGUCGCUGGCUAGGCAAUUCCUGCAGCAGGCAGCCGACGCUGGUCACGACGGCAGCUGCCACGAGAUUGGCAAGCUCUUCUUCCAGGGAAGCGACGAAGUUCCGCGUGACUUGGAGCGCGCACUCCACUACUGGACGCAGGCGGCAGAAAGUGGCCACAUGGCCGCCAGCUACGACUUGGGCUACAUGUACGCGCAAGGGCUACACGUGACGCAGGAUGAGGAUAAGGCUGUGCAGCUCUACCGCCAGGCAGCCAAGCAGAGCAUGCCCGAGGCGCACCGGGCUCUGGGCAACGCGUGCCUGCACGGACGUGGCGUGGAGCAGAGUGCUGAACAAGCGGUGACGCACUUCCGUCAUGCGGCCGAAGCUGGCAACGCGUUGGCGCAGUUCGAUCUGGGAGCUUGUUACAUGCUUGGACGCGGCAUUGAGCAGGAUCAUGCCAAGGCGGCACAGUUCUUCUUCCUAGCUGCUGAAGGUGGAAUUCCGCAAGCGCAGUUGUGUCUGGCACAGUUGUUCGAGAACGGCCAGGGAAUUCCGGCAGACUACGAGAAGGCCAUUCAGUACUACCAGUUGGCAGCGAAGGGUGGACUGCAGGAGGCGACGCAGGCACUGGAUCGUCUUGGCGCACCUCACGAACCGGCACAGUAAACACAGCACAUACACACAUACAAACGCGUUUGGCAAAUCAACUCAUAGACACUGAUUGGGUACUGGUGUUGCAUUCUCCUUUGAACGAAUGUGUGACCUCUGGCAUCUUUCUU
This is a messenger RNA of Phytophthora nicotianae INRA-310, 1163 nucleotides long. RefSeq lists its product as hypothetical. The record is from RefSeq and is a predicted model, not a curated record. Bases 91 to 1050 code for a protein of 319 amino acids. Gene Ontology annotation, biological process: ERAD pathway. Gene Ontology annotation, molecular function: protein binding. Gene Ontology annotation, cellular component: endoplasmic reticulum membrane. NCBI's taxonomy places the organism in Eukaryota, Oomycota, Peronosporomycetes, Peronosporales, Peronosporaceae. The transcript has a single exon.